Molecule: messenger RNA, 1183 nt
Organism: Astrephomene gubernaculifera
Lineage: Eukaryota; Viridiplantae; Chlorophyta; Chlorophyceae; Chlamydomonadales; Astrephomenaceae
Source: the annotation of a GenBank genome assembly
CUCCUGCUUAAGACAAAUUGGUUUCUGUACUUCUUAUCCUUACAAUUACAUAUCUACAAAAUUGACAAAAGACUUGCGUAACGCGCGUCAUGCUCGUGUAGAAGUUGCCCACGGAGGCCCUUACAUUAGCGCCCAGGGUCCACAAUGUUCAAGAACGCUUUUCAAUCCGGCUUUUUGUCGGUGCUAUAUAGCAUUGGCUCGAAGCCUCUAGAGAUUUGGGACAAGCAAGUUAGCAAUGGGCACAUCAAGCGCAUCACAGACACAGACAUCCAGUCCUCAGUGCUGGAGAUUAUGGGGCAGAAUGUCUCAACAACAUACAUCACAUGCCCAGCAGAUCCCAACAAGACGUUGGGGAUUAAGCUGCCUUUCCUGGUUCUCAUUAUCAAGAACCUCAACAAGUACUUCAGCUUUGAGGUACAAGUGCUGGACGACAAGAACGUGCGGAGACGCUUCCGCGCGUCGAACUAUCAGUCAACGACGCGCGUAAAGCCUUUCAUUUGCACUAUGCCAAUGAGGCUGGACAGCGGGUGGAACCAGAUCCAGUUCAACCUGUCGGACUUCACGCGCCGUGCCUACGGGACGAACUACAUCGAGACGCUCCGAGUGCAGGUCCACGCGAACUGCCGCAUUCGGCGCAUUUACUUCUCCGACCGCCUGUAUUCAGAAGAGGAGCUCCCCGCCGAGUUCAAGCUGUUCCUGCCGAUCCAGAAAUCGUGAACGGACGGAGCGCUUGGACGUGGGUGGACAUGUUACGAGAGCAGCCUGAGCGCGUGUGAGUAGGUGCGAGUGCGAUCAGCCGGGCUGCUAGCUGCCAACAACCAGGCUGAUGAAUUUCAGCGCCGCGCCGCUGCCGUGCGACAGCAUCCUAAGCUGCGCCUAGAUGGCUAGAGAUGCGGGCACGCAUGGGGGGUGGGGGUUUCUUGUAAUGGUACGUGGCUGGCAUUGCUGGAUACGAGGUAGGAGUUUCUGUACAUGGACUAUGAUGGACUGGAGGCAGAGGAUGCUGCUUUGGUGUAUUCGCAUUACUGACGGGCUAAGACCAACACCUAAUGACCUGACUAUGCAAUGACCUAAGUGUCGUGAAGGCAUAAAUAGGCCAAAAUGGGCCCUGCCCUUUGUGGCAUUCGCAAUUGUUGUUGACCGACCGAGUUUUCUUGUUGACCGCAUGCACAACAGAACAGGG